Saccoglossus kowalevskii is the source of this 679-nucleotide messenger RNA. RefSeq lists its product as uncharacterized. The record is from RefSeq and is a predicted model, not a curated record. Gene Ontology annotation, molecular function: signaling receptor binding. Lineage: Eukaryota; Metazoa; Hemichordata; Enteropneusta; Harrimaniidae.
GCCUGUUGUAUAACGUUCAAGUACAAUCGUCAAUGUCAGCGAGGCAAUCUGGUUUUUCAACACCCAUGUCCGACAUCAGUAUGGAAUCAUCGUUGCCAUGGGCGAUAGAGAAAGAUGAUCUACUGCAGGAACUUGUCGGUGUCAAGAGGCAGUUAGAAAGGGAACGGAGAAUGGCAAAGCGGGAAAUUGAAAGAUCUAUGCAGGAGAUGAAAAACAGCCUGAUAGAAGAAAUAAAACACAGUAUAGCUCACGAAACACAAAACUUAAAAGAUGAGUUACAGGCAAAAGAAGAUGAACUCAAUCACUUAAGACUGGAGUUUCGUCAAAAUAAACAUAAACACUUUGAAUCAUCCGGUCGUCCAAAAGAGAUUUUAUUAGAAGACCAUCGAGGAGAUAUCACAUGACAGCAAGAAAGGUUUUCCCCUUAGACAUCUAGUGUGCAGAGAUAACAACAAUAUUCUACAACUGUAUAUUGCCAUUGAAUAUUAUUGUAUAAGGGACCAUAUCCCAAUCAAUAUGUGUCAGCUCUCUCUCUUUCUCUCUUCUUGAUCAAUGACUUGUUUUGUAAAUAAUUUGUUUAUAUCUGUUGUUGAAUCAUAUCUGCCGACCACAUACUUUAGAACACAGAAAGAUUGUCAGUUUGUUACGAGGACAGGAUCCCGUAUUAUGGCUAUGUCAG